This is a messenger RNA of Folsomia candida, 2306 nucleotides long. Its product is annotated as organic cation transporter protein. Gene Ontology annotation, molecular function: transmembrane transporter activity. NCBI's taxonomy places the organism in Eukaryota, Metazoa, Arthropoda, Collembola, Entomobryomorpha, Isotomidae. Bases 375 to 2210 code for a protein of 611 amino acids. The record is from RefSeq and is a predicted model, not a curated record. Gene Ontology annotation, biological process: transmembrane transport. Gene Ontology annotation, cellular component: membrane. The transcript is spliced from 10 exons.
AUUUCAGCCAGACCCAAAGCACUUCGGAGUCAAUUGUUUCUUAAUUAAGUUGUCCGGUUUGGUUGGUUGGUGGCAUUAAUAAAACUGAAUCAGAGAAUGGUAAUGCUGCCAAUAAUGUAAUGUGCUCGGCCCGAUUCAUUCACUUUGCAUGUCCAUGUGCAGCCAAGCCAAGAGAUAGGGUUUUAUAGAGCCAAGUAAAAAGCACAUGUAAAUUAUUAAGUGACGAGUCAAGUGCAUAAUCUAGUCGUCUCGUCCACUCCACAACCCACAAUUUACUAAAUUGCAACUAUUUUUGAUGACCAAGGGCAAUCUUUUUUUCUAAACGAAUCAGUUAAACAACAGCGGAAAAAUACGUAUUAUUUAUUCGUGACAAGAUGAGCAAUGACAAAAAAAGUCAGAAUGCGAUUCAAGACUUGAAUGAAUUUUAUACUAAACUGAACCCAGAAAUGGAACCGUUGAGCAGUCCGACGAGUGAUACGGGGAAUGAGAGCCCCAACACGCUGAAGAAUGGGGGUAAAAGUGGGGGUAAAAAUGGGAGGAAAAAAUGCACCGAUUUUGACGACAUCCUGACCAUGAUUGGAUCUGAGGGAAAGUUUCAAAAGAUUAUUUUAUACGGGGUCGUGUGCCCGUUUAUCACGGUUUCGCCCUUCCUAGUUUUAAACAACAUUUUUCUCCUGGACAUACCCAACCAUUGGUGCACCGUACCGGGGAUGGGGAACGAUACGGAUAUCGAGACUUGGAAAAAUUGGACUUUGCCGACAGAGAUAGGACCCGAUGGAGAAACGCGAUACAGCCAAUGUCUCAUGUACGACCCGUCCGAUCCUGACAGAAAUACGACCAUGAUGUGCAACAAUGGGUGGACGUAUGACAAAACUGAUUACGACUCCACGAUACCGUCCGACUUUGACUGGGUUUGCGACAAGGUGGGCUAUGCGACGGAUACUUUCACCGUGGGCACGCUCGGAAGUGCGAUAGGAACUGUGGUGUUUGGAAUCCUGGCUGAUAAAAUUGGUCGCAAACCCGUCUAUUUUGCGACAUGUUUGGUCAACAUUUUAUUUCGAACGCUGAGCUACUUUGUUCCGCAUCAUUUCUGGGCUUUUCUAACCCUGCAGGGUUUAGCUGGGACGGCAUUUCCUUCAAUUUUUUCCAUGCCGGCGCUUAUCGUUGCUGAAAUUUGUGGAGCAGAGUAUCGUUCUUGGACGUACGCGGCAACGUGGAUGAUCUGGGUUGUGGGUAACUCACUCCUGCCAUUUGUGGCGUGGGCGUGUAGAACCUGGUUCUUUUUCGGCAUAAUUUCCGCACUGCCGGGGCUUUUUCUGUUCUUGUAUUACCCAAUAAUUACAGAAUCACCGAGAUGGCUGAUAACUGCGGGGAGGGGGGAAGAAGCACUUCAAAUUAUUAAGAAAAUUGCUAAAACCAACCGGGUUGAAAUUGACAACGACGAAAUGGCAGAAAUGGUAGCAGAAUUGAUUCAAAAACAAAAGAAUGACCAGAAAAGGAAAAGUAUCGGAUUUUGGACACUGUUUCAGAAUUAUCGUUUAGCAAAAAAUACGAUAUUCCUGGUAAUCGCGUGGUCUAUGAAUUGCCUUCUUUACUACGGAAUCACCCUGAACACGACUUCCAUGGAGGGCAACAAGUUCGUCAACUACUUUCUCCUCUCCAUUAUCGAACUUCCUUCCGGUUAUUUGGCCGGAGUGCUUGUCGAAAAGACGGGGAGAAGGUGGACGCAGGCAGCUUUCUUCUUAAUGUGUGCCAUCUCAUGUGUCAUCUGUGCCGUGGCCGUGGUCCAAACGGGCGUCGAUUAUUUAGUUAUUGUGGGAGCUUUGGGGAUCAAGUUUGGUAUCACCAUCACUUCGAUGGUCGUUUAUCUUCAAGGAGCUGAAAUAUUUCCAACACAGUUGAGAAGUACGGGAUCUGGAUUGGCGUCUACGAUCAGUUCAAUCAUUGGGAUUACUGGGCCGUACAUUAUUUUCACGGGUAAAUUUAAUGCAUCUCUACCCUACGCAAUUCUUGGCUUGAUUUCUGCUGUUGGCCUCUUAUCGUCUGUCAGUUUGCCUGAGACUUUCAGACAGCAUUUGCCCGAGACAGUGGAGCAAGCUAACAGGUUCGGAAAGGGGGUGAAAUUUUGGAGCUAUUUACCGAAACCGGACCACAUAACGGAAGAUAAUAAUAAUGCGAGUGAUAUUGAAAAACUUAAAGAGAAAACUUAAUUAUUACUCAUUUUUAAUAAAGUUGAAGAAAUGUUUACAAAAAACCAUAUCUGGAGAAAAAAAUUAAAAUUAAAAAAUGUCACAAAUUAAAAAAAA